Messenger RNA from Leishmania mexicana MHOM/GT/2001/U1103, 1686 nucleotides. RefSeq lists its product as hypothetical. The record is from RefSeq and is a predicted model, not a curated record. The transcript has a single exon. Bases 1 to 1686 code for a protein of 561 amino acids. Lineage: Eukaryota; Euglenozoa; Kinetoplastea; Trypanosomatida; Trypanosomatidae.
AUGGAAUGCCAUCGUGUAUCCAGUCCACCCACCCCACGCCCCCGGCCUCCCCCCCUCCACAUCCUCCGCUAUCUCCUCCUCCAUACGCGUAAGAGCGAUGGAGCGGCACCACCACCAGCGCACACUCGCCCCUCUCACUUCGUUAGCUUCGCCACCACCGUCACGCACACAAUCAUGAAGUCAUUCUUUUCCAAAAUCACGUCGAAGCUGAAGACGAGGCGGAAGCCGCUGGCGCCGUGCGACUGCUCCGACUUCAUAGAGGCCGCGCCAGCACAGCCAUCCCUGACGCACCUGCGCGGCGUCGUCGCGGCCCGUCACUUUCAUGGCGCCUCGCCGCCGGUCUCCGACAUGGAGAAAGCGCGGCGCGACUUCGUCGUUCGCAGUACCGUGUUCGAUCUGCAGUACCGGUGCGGUGCCGGUGGGCGGUGCACAUGCACUGGCGCGCCGGCGUGUCGCUUCCCACAGUGCUUCACUAUGCGGCCAGUGACGAAGGGGGCCGAGGUGCUGGCGGAGCGCCAGGUGUACGAGGUCGAGGACGCCCCGACGCCGGAGAUACGUGCCUUGGUGGCCCUGGCUGCCGAAGAGAAGCUCGAAGAGGUGGUGAAGGGCAUCCAGCACACCGUCGACGCGCACCUGAAGGCGGCUGCUCGUGGGCGCGGCCUUGAGGCACGCUUUAUCAUUGACGGCUCCGACGGUCAUGAGUUCACGCCGGCCACGCCGAAGACCGGCGCCGACAGCGUCCACGCCGGCACCAACCCGCUCCGCGAGGACGAAGAUCUGCGGGAGGAGAUCACCUCCCUGUACCUCUGGCGCGCUGCCCUGCUGGUCAACCUGCGCCGCGACGAGCAGGCCGUGUCCUCGCUGCUCAACCUUGCCUUUGCGGUGGAGCAGAAGGACCGCACGCGGCUCUACGGCGCCGCCGCUGCGUGGGCAGUGCUGAACGACAUGGAGAUCGUCUACUACCGAAGCCUUGUCAAGAGUUGCAAGCCCUUCGAUCAUGCCGUGCACUUCGCGACGGAGCGGCCGCUGCUGCUGGCACGCGUGUUCGAGGCGACCAGAGGCGACGACUACCACACGGACUACUGCACCCACGUCGUCUUCUCCAAGGAGGUGACGGCGGCGGUGACUCGGGCGCAGACGGCGCAGAUGCACGGCGACUUCACCGAGGACCCCAUGCGCAGCCUAUGUCUGCCGCUCACCAUGCCGUAUUACCGCUUUCGCGUGGACGAAGAGUUCUGGAAGCGCUUCUACGCGCUGCUCUGCAUGCCGCCGGUGCCUCCGCCAACGCCGGAGGAGACGAAGGCGCAGGCGAUCGACCCAGCUGCGGAGCUUGGCCUGACGCCCAACUACAUCCUCGACGCCGUGGGCCGCAGCAUGAUGCUGCACCACCUCGUCACGUUCGCCGACGUGCGCGACAAAGAGAUUGACACCGGCGUCGUUGUGGAUCGCGUGAAGGAGAUGAAGCUUCUCGACCUGCAGCCGCACCCGUCCGACUACGCCCCGGUACUGACCACUAGCGAGAUGCACGUCGCGGUGACCCGGAUGAAGGAGCUGCUCGUCGUUGUCCGCUCCUUCGAAGCCAAAGAGCAGGAGCGGCUCUCCGGCGCAGCGGCGCAGCAACGUCUGCAGCGUGCGCAGAGCGGCAACGACGCAGCCCCACCAGUACCGUCGCCCAUAGAAAAGUAA